CGAGACAAAGUUUGGACUACGUCUCAUUUGGGGUACAGAAAUGCUCGAAUUCAAGGAAUGGGUAAGGAUCUAGAUCUGAUCGGCAACUACCGGUUCAAUUGGGCUCUUACGAUAUUCUACUUCUCAUAUAUCGUGGUUGAGAUUCCAUCAAAUAUUCUGUUGAAGAAGAUUGGAGGACGGUAUUACCUGCCUGCUCUAGUCAUUGCCUUCGGUCUUAUAUCCAUGUGCACAGCCUUCAUCGACAACUUCAAAGGGCUAUACGCUUGCCGUUUCUUCCUCGGGCUUGCGGAGGGUGGUAUGAUGCCUGGAAUUGCUUACUACCUCUCCUGCUUCUACAAACGCAACGAACUCCUCUUCCGUAUGGGAAUCUACAUUACCGGUGCUUCGCUGGCCGGAGCCUUCGGAGGUCUUCUAGCAGCAGGACUGUCCCCUAUUCCCUCCUGGGGAGUCGAAGGCCGCAAGAUCCACGACUGGCGCAACAUUUUCUUCUUCGAAGGACUAUUCACCCUCAUCUUCUCGGGCAUCGGCAUGAUCAUUCUCCCUUCUACUCCAGACAAGUGCAAGUUCCUCACCCCUCGGGAUCGCUACAUCGCGCUCGAGCGCAUCAACAGAGAGCAUAAGGAAUCAGCAAAUGAGCCGACAACGCAACACCAUGUUAAGCGAGCUAUUUUCAACAUCAACAAUCUCAUCUGCGCGUUGGGAUUCUUCAGCAUCAAUGUCUCCGUGCAAUCGUUCUCGCUCUUCUUGCCGACUAUCCUUGUCAACCUUGGCUGGACUGCUCUCAAGACGCAAUUCUACAGUGUCCCACCAUACUGCGUUGCUUGUUUGUACGCCAUCUUCAUUGCCCGAAUGAGCGACGUGUAUAAGCGACGAGGGAUAUUCAUCGUUGGUGGAACGAUACUCUCUAUUAUAGGAUACACCAUGUUGGUGACUGUCGAGUCCAAUUCGCUUAAAUACCUCGCUGUGUUCUUCGCAUCAGCAGGCGCCUUCCCACAAGGCCCAGCCUUCCUAGCAUGGGGCCUCAACAACGCCGCCGGGUCAUCCGUCCGCGCCGUAAGCGGUGGCUUCAUCGUUGCACUCGGCAGCGCAGGCGCCAUCAUCGCAACGUGGACGUACCUUGAGAAGGACAAGCCGAACUUCCAUCGCGGUCAUUAUAUUAAUAUCGGUGCUCAGGUCGUUGCUUGUUCUCUGGCCUGUAUCGGUAUCGCUUACAAUAAGUGGGAGAAUGGGAAGAGAGAACGGGGUGAGAGGGAUCACAGGAUUGCUGGGCUUAAUGAGCAGGAGAAGAUUGCGUUGGGGUAUAGAAACCCUGAGUUUAGAUAUCAUACGUAAAGAUGGGUCAUGGAAUGGAAAGAUAGGGAGGGUGCAAUGGAUGUUGAGAUGUUUCUAGGUGUUGUCAUGAGUGUGCAAUGAAAUUAUUUCCCACAAGAGGGCUACUCGUCCGUCC
This is a messenger RNA of Cadophora gregata, 1447 nucleotides long. RefSeq lists its product as uncharacterized. The record is from RefSeq and is a predicted model, not a curated record. Gene Ontology annotation, cellular component: membrane. NCBI's taxonomy places the organism in Eukaryota, Fungi, Ascomycota, Leotiomycetes, Helotiales, Ploettnerulaceae. The transcript has 4 exons. Gene Ontology annotation, biological process: transmembrane transport. Bases 58 to 1332 code for a protein of 424 amino acids. Gene Ontology annotation, molecular function: transmembrane transporter activity.